This is a messenger RNA of Zea mays, 1337 nucleotides long. RefSeq names its product phosphoglycerate kinase. The record is from RefSeq and is marked provisional. Lineage: Eukaryota; Viridiplantae; Streptophyta; Magnoliopsida; Poales; Poaceae. Bases 62 to 1177 code for a protein of 371 amino acids. The transcript has 4 exons. Gene Ontology annotation, biological process: glycolytic process; gluconeogenesis. Gene Ontology annotation, cellular component: cytosol. Gene Ontology annotation, molecular function: phosphoglycerate kinase activity; ATP binding; ADP binding.
CGGCAUUUCACUGUCUCCGCAAAACCCUCCUUCCAGCUUCACGCCUGCCACAGCCUUGUCAAUGGCGUCGGCGUUAGUGCCGGCCUCUUUUUCCCUGGCUCACCCAGCAGCCCGCCGCCCCGUGAAUUCAACCGGCCCCGCGGCGAUGUUAAUGUUACGCCGAGCGGGUCUCGCCACCGUAUGCCCGCCGGAGCGGUCGCUGGGCUCCGAUUGCCUGAGGGCUGGCGCUGACCCGAGGCUGGCGAUCCACGUUGCUUUGCGCUGCCGCUCUGCGUCGUCGACCGGGCGUGGGACGCGCGCCGCGGCGACGAUGACCAAGAAGAGCGUGGGCGAUCUCACCGCAGCGGACCUCGAGGGGAAACGCGUGCUCGUGCGCGCCGACCUCAACGUUCCCCUCGACGACAGCCAGAACAUCACCGAUGACACCCGCGUCCGCGCCGCCAUCCCAACCAUCAAGCACCUCAUUAGCAACGGCGCCAGGGUCAUCCUCACCAGCCAUCUGCAGGAGCUUGAUUACCUUGUAGGAGCUGUUUCAAACCCCAAACGACCAUUUGCUGCUGUUAUUGGUGGCUCCAAAGUGUCAUCUAAGAUCGGAGUUAUUGAAUCACUAUUGGAGAAAUGUGACAUCCUUCUUCUGGGUGGUGGUAUGAUCUUCACGUUUUACAAGGCACAAGGGCACUCAAUAGGUUCUUCCUUGGUUGAAGAUGACAAGCUUGAGCUUGCGACCUCUCUCCUUAGAAAAGCAAAGGAGAAGGGUGUCUCCCUUAUGUUGCCAUUCGAUCUGGUCGUCGCUGAUAAGUUUGCUCCUGAUGCUAGCAGUCAGGUUGUUCCUGCAUCUGCAAUUCCUGAUGCAUGGAUGGGUCUGGACAUAGGUCCAGAUUCGAUUUCGGCGUUCAGUUCUGCCCUGGAAACUACUCAGACAGUCAUCUGGAAUGGACCCAUGGGAGUUUUUGAAUUUGACAAGUUUGCAGUUGGAACCAAGGCAAUUGCAAAGAAGUUAGCCGAGCUUAGUGGCAAGGGCGUCACUACAAUAGUUGGUGGGGGAGACUCCAUUGCAGCUGUUGAGAAGGUGGGUGUCGCCGACUCUCUGAGCCACAUUUCAACUGGGGGUGGUGCAAGUUUGGAGUUGCUGGAAGGGAAGGAGCUCCCAGGAGUAGCUGCACUGGACGAAGCUUAGGAUGACCAAGCUUAGGAUGUCUUCAGGAACAUCACCUAAAUUUCAUUAUCUAAAGAAGCACAUUCUAAAAGAUUUCGUCUUUUAUAUCUUCUCUAUCUCCAGUGUCCUCUAAAUUCGGUUCUCUAUAUUUAUAGUGAUAACAAAAUUCUUAUUCCAAUUU